Arabidopsis arenosa is the source of this 330-nucleotide messenger RNA. NCBI's taxonomy places the organism in Eukaryota, Viridiplantae, Streptophyta, Magnoliopsida, Brassicales, Brassicaceae. The record is from the annotation of a GenBank genome assembly.
CAGAAGCUGGAGCUAGGAUUCUCUUAAAAACUUCCGUCAGAUUUCUCCUGCCGUUCAAAAUCAUCUUAAACAGGUUUAUCUGACCUUAUGAUGUGCUCUUGUUGCGUCUGCGUUUGGAGCUUUUCUCCAUGUGCUCUGGAAUAUUGGCGGUUAUCUUACAACGAUUGGAUGCGUUGUAAUUAUGAUUUGGUUCCUUUCAUGUACUCCUUAUGAACACCAAAAGAGACUUUCUCUUUGUUUGUGUCUGCUGUUCUUGAAGGUGCUCCUGUUGGCCCCUUGAUCAAAGUGCCAAUUGAUGUUGGACACUCACAGUAAAAGAUGUCAAUGGGU